Danio rerio (zebrafish) is the source of this 2294-nucleotide messenger RNA. RefSeq names its product calcium voltage-gated channel auxiliary subunit beta 4b (gene cacnb4b). Gene Ontology annotation, cellular component: voltage-gated calcium channel complex; synapse. Gene Ontology annotation, biological process: calcium ion transmembrane transport. NCBI's taxonomy places the organism in Eukaryota, Metazoa, Chordata, Actinopteri, Cypriniformes, Danionidae. Gene Ontology annotation, molecular function: voltage-gated calcium channel activity. The record is from RefSeq and is marked provisional.
AGGUCACUGAUAUGAUGCAGAAAGCUCUUUUUGACUUCUUAAAACACCGGUUUGAUGGCAGGAUAACUAUCACACGUGUGACAGCAGACAUCUCACUGGCGAAGAGAUCAGUGCUUAACAAUCCCAGCAAGAGAGCCAUUAUUGAGCGCUCAAACACCAGAUCCAGCCUUGCUGAGGUACAGAGUGAGAUUGAGCGUAUAUUUGAACUAGCUCGAUCGCUCCAGCUGGUAGUGUUGGACGCAGACACCAUCAACCAUCCUGCUCAGCUGAUGAAGACUUCACUAGCACCCAUUAUCGUCCAUGUCAAAGUGUCCUCGCCGAAGGUCCUCCAGAGGCUCAUCAAGUCCAGAGGAAAGUCGCAGAGUAAACACCUCAACGUACAGCUCGUAGCGGCUGACAAACUAGCGCAGUGUCCUCCGGAGAUGUUUGAUAUUAUCUUGGAUGAGAAUCAGUUGGAAGACGCCUGCGAGCAUUUGGCGGAGUAUCUGGAGGCAUACUGGAAGGCCACACACACCUCCAGCAGUACCCCGCUCAACCCGCUGCUGGGCAGAAACCUUGGCCCAGCUGCCCUCGCCCCGUACACUACAUCUGCCAUAUCUGGCUUGCAGAAUCAACAGGGGCAAAAAACACGGCACGCCAACCACACCGGGGACCACUCCACCCCCAAUGAACGGCGCAACUUGAUGACCUCAGACGAGAACUACCACAACGAACGGGCGCACAAGGGACGAAACCGGGGCUCCUCUGGCUCGCAGCACGGUGGCAGCGGUAGAGACCACCACUACAUGGAGGAGCAGCAGGGCUACCAGGACCCCUACCAGGACACCUACAAGCCCCACCGCAACCGCAGUUCCCCGGGCAGCUACAGCCAGGACUCACGACACCGGCUCUGAGAAGCUCCGGCCCGUGUCCUCCUCCAAGCCUGAGCCACCGAGCCAAGAUGGCUUCUGUCCAGAAUUGUACACAUCUUCCAUUUGGUUUUCGUUUCAUUAGGGUCUCCUGAGCUACAAAGCAGAAACUUUGUUUUUAACCCCUCCCGAACCUGUACCAUCUGACCGAAGCCUGCACAUCCACAAGCUUAACACAAGGCUCUCUGGGAAAAGGAGACCAUUCGACAUGCAAUGCAGCAGAAACUUGACACUUGUUAUGUUUUCACUUGUUAAUAUGCUUGUUGAUUUUUGGUUUGGUCAAUUCUGUUGCAAAAGGGCAGGUUUUCCUUCUACCAAGCAGCUGUUUUACUUUCAGAUGGAAUGGAAUGAUUGCUUGGCCCUAAAAAGCGAACGUUCUGUGAAGCUAGAUUCAGCAGAGAAUCAGAAAGUAUAUACUGAAUAAGGAGCUCAUUUAGUCUUUGUUUGCCAGCAUGUUACCUGACCGCAUGCUUCCCCCUGUCAUUAGUGCAUAACUUGAGCGGAAAGACCAGAAGAUGACGCGCUGUGAUCAUUGCCCCAAGAAAAAUGGCUGCCAAACUGGAACAUUUCAAUCCUAACGUAACACAAACCUACUGCCAGCUGUCUUUUGUUACAGAAAUGGAAUCUUAAUACCUUGAUCUUGGAGUUUUCCGAUCUCAUGCGACUGAAUUUCCACAUUAUUUGAGCAGUAAAUAGCAGGAAUCCUAGAUUCAGCCACUUUAGCAUGAUGCACUGCAUUCUAGCACUCAUUCGUUCUUUUUCUAGUUAGGAAGACAGCUUAAAGAGAACAUUGGAAUGCUGAACUAAAGUGUCGCCGUGAUCUAGUCCUCAGUAGAGUUAGCAAGCGUUCACAAGAUUCAUUUUCAUUUGAAAGCUGAAAUUGGAGCAUUUGGGUAAUUAGUUUACUUAAAAAAAGAGCAUUUUCCUAAAUGUAACUCUGGGAUGGACAGGUUUAUUUGAAUCUUUGGAAGAUGACUGGCUGCCUGUGCUCCACCCUGCCAACCGAGGCCAACGCCGUCCGGUCUACUUCAGUAGAUACACAGUGCCCUCCUCAGUGGCUCAAAUGCUACAGACUCAACCCACCAAGUUGUCGUUCUUCUGCUCGUAUGUUUUCAGCGUAAAUAGGACAGUCCGAGGACAAGUAGAUCCUCAAAAAGUGGAAGCUUUCAGACCCAAGGCCUUGGCACACCAUGGAUUUCCUCGCCUGCAUAUUCCUGCCUUAUUGAUUUAUGCUAGUUUGUGCAUUUUCAGAAGAAUACAUUUGAAAGAAAAAACAAACUGAGGACCGCAUUCUGUAUGCAUUUGUCUAUGAGCAUGCUUCUCUGUUAAUUAUAUAAUGAGGAUGAAUGAACAUGAGGAAUCUGGCAGUCGAUGCCCAUUUGACUA